AUGACGGCGACUGAGCUUCUCGAGCACUCUACACAUUGCAUCAUGGAGGGCCUAUUCUACAACGUCAAAUACGGCUACAUCGAGGGUGUCGUGCGCGGCUACCGCAAUGCGCUGCUCACCAGCCAGAACUACAGCAACUUGACACAGUGCGAGACCAUCGACGACGUCAAGCUGCAGCUAUCGCCCGCGUACGGAGACUUCCUCGCCUCCCUGCCUCCCAACCCGUCCACAUCUGCGCUCGCCGCCAAAACAACUGACAAGCUCGUCGCCGAGUUCCGCUACAUCCAGGCCAAUGCUACGGGAUCUCUCUCCAAGUUCAUGGAAUAUCUGACUUACGGAUACAUGAUCGACAACGUUGCGCUGCUGAUUACGGGUACGCUGCACGAAAGGGACACUCGCGAGCUGUUAGAGAGGUGCCAUCCGCUUGGCUGGUUCGAGACGAUGCCGGUGCUGUGCGUAGCCACAAACAUUGAGGAACUCUACAACUCUGUCCUGAUCGAGACACCACUUGCGCCGUACUUCAAGGGCUCGCUCAGCCAUCAGGACUUGGACGAGCUGAACAUCGAGAUCAUCCGCAACACCUUGUACAAGAACUACCUGGAAGACUUCCACAACUGGGUCAACACCGAUCCUGAGAUCGCUGGAACGCCCACUUCGGACGUCAUGUCUGAAGUCCUGCAAUUCGAGGCGGACCGCAGGAGUAUCAACAUCUCGCUGAACUCGUUCGGUACCGAGCUUUCCAAGGCAGACAGGAAGAAGCUCUACCCUGCGUUCGGCAAGCUCCACCCGGAGGGCACCAUGAUGCUGUCGCGAGCAGACGAUGUCGAGGGUGUUCGUAUUGCUGUAGAGAGCGUCGCAGAGUACAAGACCUUCUUCGAUCAGACAGGCCUCAGCCAAGGUGGCGGUGGCGGUGUUGGUAACAUGUCUGGUGGCACAGGCGGAGAAUCAAGGAGCUUAGAAGACUUGUUCUACCAGAAGGAGAUGGAGAUUUCGAAGCUGGCGUUCACCUAUCAGUUCACGCACGCUGUUGUCUACGCAUGGGUCAAAUUGCGCGAACAGGAAAUCCGCAACAUUACCUGGAUAGCUGAGUGCAUUGCGCAGAACCAGAAAGAGCGCAUUGGCAACUACAUCAGUGUCUUCUAA
Molecule: messenger RNA, 1143 nt
Organism: Ascochyta rabiei
Lineage: Eukaryota; Fungi; Ascomycota; Dothideomycetes; Pleosporales; Didymellaceae
Product: H(+)-transporting V0 sector ATPase subunit d
Exons: 4
Coding region: 1-1143 (380 amino acids)
Biological process (GO): vacuolar acidification; vacuolar transport; proton transmembrane transport
Cellular component (GO): vacuolar proton-transporting V-type ATPase complex; fungal-type vacuole membrane; proton-transporting V-type ATPase, V0 domain
Molecular function (GO): proton-transporting ATPase activity, rotational mechanism
Source: RefSeq, a predicted model, not a curated record